UGUUUUUUCCUAUUUCUGUUUUCAUUUUUCCUAUUUCUGUUGUGUUUUGUGUGUUUUUGCAGUGUUUUUCGUAUUGCUGGUGUUUUCUUAAGUUGCAGUCCAAUUGGCCUCUCAGGGCCACUGUAUAAGAGGAUUUUCUCACGGAGGGUAGGGCUUAGUUCCAGAUGAAAAUAAGAUAAAUAAUGUUCACUUGUCAAUUAAAGUGAUCAGCUAAUGACUUUUGUGGAAGUUUUAAUGGAUUGUGUAACUAAUAUUCUGAUAAAUAAUAGGUUUGUGCUUCAGUUCAGGUGAGUGAAAUUUGUUUAUUACUUGGAACUCGGGAUGUGUGCAACUAAUCAUCGAUGUUGUCACUAAUCAGUCCCAGAUUUACUUGUCAUUUAAUUUAAUUGUUAAAAUGUAUUAUUAAUUGUCCAAAAUGUUGGCAACAGUCUGCAACCAAAUGACGCAUUGUUGAGAAAUGCCAAAAAUUUGUGAAUGAAGGCCUGAUCUUUUUGUUAACUGCAGGAAAUGAGCUUUCUAUGAAAGGUGGAUGGGCCCUCUCUUAGCAACAGGGUGAGGAGUUCAGUGAUUAUGGAUGGGUUCAGAGUAGAGCCGCUACUCCUUCACAUCGAAAGGAGACCGCUAAGGCUUUCGCCUUUGGCACAACACUGUUGGGUGUUGUGCCAAAAGGGAUCGUCUGCCCAAAACUGAUUUAUUUCCAUUUGUUUUUUAUGUGUAAUGGCAUUACUUAUUUUAGUAAACAGACUUUAGUAAACAGGAUUUACAAAGGAUAAACUCAGGAAAUUACCUGUUUUUCAUUUAUCUUUAUGGUUGCUGUAACUUUAUACCACAGCAGCAGCUUCUCAGCUCGCAGCCGAACACAUCACCAAAAACAACCCAUGUUCAGGACCCAGUUCCCUAUAAUGUGCAGGGGAGGCGUGACCAGCUGAUGUGGCCCAGGUGUGACAGCCGCACUACCAACCACGCCCCGCCACAAUAAAACACAUUACAAUGACAUUUUAUCAACACAAAAUGCACCAGUUUAUUGAAUAUGAAUAACGUCAUCAAUUUACCUCAAUUGUUAGAACGUCUAUGUACAACCAAUGUCCACUAUUAAAUUAAGUAAAUGCAACAUGUUCUUUGUUUCAGUGCUAAAAAUUUACCUGGAUUUUCAUUCUUUACAUCCUGUGUUUAUUUUUAUUCUGAUGAGGAGACAGAUGCCACGCAAGCUUUAAUAACUUGUAUAUUUUGAGCAUUUUGGGUGGCUGACUACUGCCCUCUGUGUGCCAUUUUAUGUGAGUUCUUAACUCCUUGAGUCUCUGCAAUGGAGCUAGUGACAGCAACGUUAUCGCAAAUAUCAGACACAGUGUCUGCUUUUAUGGGAAACACAGCAAGUUUAAAAGUACAGGAUUUACAUUAAAAUCACUUCUUACAUAAUGCAAAAUGGCAAGCACUUGUUCACUGGUGAAAAGAGGAAUUUGGAAACUGGGUGGAGCUAUUUGAUCAAAUCUCCAAAUCUUCUUUGGAGGUCAAAGAAGAGACAAUAUCAAUACAGUGGUUAGAAAGACACAAGCUUGUGAACAUUUGUUAAAAAAUCCUUGGAGGAUGGAGAUGAUCUGCUGUAAAGACCCUGAAAGAAUCAGCUGACAGAAAAGAAGGGAUCGGCUAUUUUCAUAUUUGUUAUUAGCAAAUCACCCCUGGUUUAAGGGAUAUUUCAUAGUUUUAAUCAAAUUUUGGAUAGAACUUUAUUCAAACAAUAGCAAAGAAAGAAUUUAGCAUCCAUAAUAAGAGAAAAUGUCAUUAAAUUAAAAAAAAUUGCAACUAAUGACUGUCGGGGAAAAAAAAGAAAAAACACCAAAUCAUCUCGUUUACCUUCAGUUUAUUUUAUUUUGAAAACAAAUACUUUCUUAUUUCUGCUGUGAUUAAUAAAUAUUGGUCUUUUUUCAAACUCUGUUCUUUCUAUUCUUCCUAUUGUGGCUUCCUUGUUUAUUUCCAAGUUCUUUUCACUUCUCUGUUGCAGAAAUCAUUGUGAUACUUGAUCCAUGAGAGUAAUCUGACUGAACGUGUGAGGUUGAGCCUUUUUUAAGCCACUGUGCAGAACUUUCUUCAGCUUUUUGUAAGAACUGCACUGAGUAGAAAAUGCCAGGCCUAGAUUGCAGGAAAGUGCAGACAUGAGUAGCAAACCCACAAAGAUCUGGGGUUUGCAGUGGCUAACAACUUUGCAGCUCUGUCUUCAGAUGUCUUCCGCCUUCUACACUUUUUGCAUCCUUGAGAUCUUGUUUUCAGUGACGUGAAGCACGGAGAGGAUGAAGAAAGAUUUUUGCCGUCACUAAAAAGAACUAAAAGACACAAAAUCUGCUCCAAAUUAAGGUCGACUUUCAGAAUGAAGGUGAUUGUGUUGUUUGUGUUUGUGCUGGGUGCACUCUCUGCUGCAGGUGAAGAUUUCUUUGCAAAAGUCGGGGGGAAAGUCACAUUGAACUGUGGAGUCAGCAGCUACAGACGCUCUCUGCAGUGGCAUCAUGGAAAUGACUUUCUUCAUAGUGUUGAUCAAAGAGGCUACCCUCGCAAAGGCACUGCUGAUCUUUCACGGAGGUCAGUCGUGAGACAGACGAAUCUGGAAAUCUCCAGUGUGAAAGAAACAGAUGCUGGACGGUUCACAUGUUCGGCAGAUGGGACACGUCAUAACCAUUCACUUUCUCUGUUCUCAGUUUUGGUCUCCGUCAAACCCUCUGCUGUUCUCGAGCUGAACGAUGAGGCAAAGCUCCAGUGUGAGGUGAAAGGUCAGCACCAAGGAUGUGAAGUGAAGUGGAGAAGUCCAAAUACAUAUUCACUCACAAAUCCAUCAACAGUUCAACUCAAACCUGUAAAAACCUCACAUAACGGGGCCUGGGAGUGUAUCGUCACCUGUGGCAGGAAUACGUUUAGUGAGCGUCUGACCAUCAAAGUGAAAGAGCCUCCAACUACAACAACUCCACCAACCACCCUGAAGAACAUCACAUCAUUUGUAACGAGUGUUCAGGGUACUGCCAACGAUUGCCCACUGGGACUCUCCUGUUCGAUGUGGUUUGUGAUUGGGGUGUGCUGCCAGUGUGGGAUGCUCCUCAUAGUUUGUGUCACUGUCUUGUGUAAGUGUAUAAAAAGAAGGUCAGUAUGUGAGGAAAGGCGUUCAUCCAAUAUUUAUGUAUAGAGUUGAUAGCUGAUGGUAAAAGAAACCAAAAGAAAAUGGGUUAAAGACCUCCUGCACCACUGUGUUUACAGAUUAUGUUGGUCUUCUGUUCUGUUCAGUCCUCUUCACUGAAUGUGUAACUGAUCAGAGUCAUGAUUUCACUCCACCAAGCUCUUACAAAAGUCCUGGCACGCUUCACAACUGGCAAAAGUCUAAAUGAGUGUCUCAGAUUGAGUAUUACACUCUUCAGUAAAUUGGUGCAGAUUUACAGAUGAGGUGUCGGUUUGUUUCCUGGGCCUUCCUGGGUGAAACUGAGAACCAACUAACUAGGAAGGCUUUCCAAAGGUUUAGGAGUGUUUAUAGGAGUCUUUGGUGCUUCUGUACACCUGUCUAGAAGCACAUUUGUGAGGUCAGACACUGAUGUUGGACUAGAAGGCCUGGCUCGCAGUCUCUGCUCUAAUUCAUCCCAAAUCUCCAAAAGUUGAAUCUGUUCAUCUGGACGUAGCGUUUUGUGGGAGAAAUUCAUCCCAAAGUUGUUCUGUCAGGUUGAGGUCGGGACUCUGUGCAGGCCAGUCAUGUUGUUCCGACAGCAACAAGAAGAGACCAUCCCCAAACUGUUCCCACAAAGUUGGAAGAAUGAAAUUGUCCAAAAUGUCUUGGUAUGCUGAAGCAUUAAGACUUCCUUUUACUGGAACUAACCGGCUGAACCCAACUCCUGAACAACAACCUCGCACAAUAAUCCCCCAUCCACCAACCUUUACACUUAGCACAACGCAAUCAGACAAGUAGCGUUCCCCUGGCAACCAUCCAUUGCAUUGUCCAGAUGGAGAAUCUUGAUUCAUCACUCCAGAGAACAUGUCUCCACUGCUCUAGAGUCCAGUCGUAGUGCGCUUUAUGCUGAUCUGAAGGUCACAUGAAGGUUGGAGGUCUAAUUGACUCUGCUCUGUGAUUUUAUGUGUCCUACAUCAUCAUGGGUGUGCUGCUGUUAUAUCACUUUGGUAUCAUACCACCAACAGCUGACUGUGGAAAAUUUAGCGAGGAAAUUUCAGAAAUGGAAGUGACCAGAACACCUGAAUUUAAUGAUUUUAAUGCUUGAGUGAAUAUUUUGAGUAUAAUAAGAACUCCCAAACAAGAGCAACUUUUCUGAGCCUCCUCACAUCCUGACUGUUGAUUUCUGCUGUCAUCAUUUGUCACUGCUUCCUCUUCUUUUAUUGGACAAUUACAGCUUGACAUUGUGAUAAUUUGAUGAUUCUUGUUUUGUCUUGUUUUUUAUUUCAAAAAGAAAAUCGUUGUUACUUCUGCUGUGAUAAAUAAAUGUUUUUCUGUCAA
Messenger RNA from Oreochromis aureus, 4474 nucleotides. Its product is annotated as hemicentin-1-like. Gene Ontology annotation, molecular function: protein tyrosine kinase binding; MHC class II protein binding. NCBI's taxonomy places the organism in Eukaryota, Metazoa, Chordata, Actinopteri, Cichliformes, Cichlidae. The record is from RefSeq and is a predicted model, not a curated record. Bases 2363 to 3166 code for a protein of 267 amino acids. The transcript has 7 exons. Gene Ontology annotation, cellular component: membrane raft; external side of plasma membrane. Gene Ontology annotation, biological process: positive regulation of ERK1 and ERK2 cascade; interleukin-15-mediated signaling pathway; T cell activation.